Molecule: messenger RNA, 4562 nt
Organism: Aplysia californica (California sea hare)
Lineage: Eukaryota; Metazoa; Mollusca; Gastropoda; Aplysiida; Aplysiidae
Source: RefSeq, a predicted model, not a curated record
UUAAUGGAGGAAUAAUAAAGUGCUUGAGUGCGCGGGACAACGCGUAAAUAUUUAUCCUGUUCUUGAUUCCUAUGACGGAUAUUUCGUUUGGUUUUGGAGAGUCAGCCUGAUCUUAAAUUGACACAUGGAUCCUCAACUGUACAGUGAGAGCAGCGCGGGAAGCCGGCGAGUGAUGGGCGGACAGGUGUCGGGGGCCGACCAUGAGCCGACACAGCGGUCCUCUCACCUCUAGAUCCACAUCCACAUCCAGGGCCGCGGCCAGCAGACAGGGAACCAUCCACACGGACAACCCAGAGCUGCUCAAACUGCUCCGAGAAAAUUCCGCAGACGCGGCUCUCUACGACAAGACACGCGCAAAAUCCAAGACACCCAGAAAUACGGGUUCAAAGACACCCAGAAACCAGGAAUCCAAAACGCCCAGAAAUCCGGAUACAAUUGAGACACCCAGAAAUCCGAAUACAAUUGAGACACCCAGAAAUCCGAAUACAAUUGAGACACCCAGAAAUCCGAAUACAAUUGAGACACCCAGAAAUCCGAAUACAAUUGAGACAUCUGCAAAACCCGAGGAGAAAGCGAGAGUGUCUUGGGGGAAAGUGGACAGCAAAGACGAUGCCGACUCGGGACAUUUUGAAGGCGAGGAAUAUCUGGUGUCCGAUCUGAAGCAAGGGGCCGGGCAACAGAACGAUUCCAAGCAAGGGGCCGGGCAACAGAACGGUUCCUCUGUCUCCCACAGUACGGCGCGAGGAGGUAGCGGCGGUGACGUAGACAAGCGACAACGUUCUAUGAACGAUUCUGUCGCCGGGAAAAACGACACUAGAUUUGAAGAGGCGAGAUUUGGCGAGGUGAGACGUGACGUGUCCGUCAACUGGGAUUCUGAGAACUACGACACAGCUGGGAAGGUCGCUGUUGUCGCUGGCAGAAGUAGCGGUGGUGGUCGCGGUGACGGUAAGGAAACAGUAGAACCCUCCGAGAUAAAAGACUCCAGGGAACCACAGGGAGAGGCAGACCGCCCCAGCCACCAACAGCCGUUUGUUUUGUCUGACGUGGCCGAGUCUGACCGGGACACGGUGAAAAGCGCGGGGUCUUCCAGCUCGGAGCUCGCACGGAUCCGGAGCCCAUCCAGAAAGUCACUGAACUUCGGGUUUGAAGACGCCUUAAAACCGCCAUCGCCUGUGAGCGGCGCGGCAACGAAGAACCAGCAACCCGAGGGUGGGGACAAUCGGAAUGACAAUCGGAAUGAGCAGAAACCCGGCGUGGAUAAGAUUAAGAAUGACGGAGAGAGUGUAAGAGCGGAGGUUGAGAAAGAAGACGGAGACGAGAGGGAUUCUCAACACAACACGCCCACAAAGCGGCUCACCUCAGAGGACGAUCCGUCUGCUCGUACAGCGACAGCCACCCGCCAACCGCUCGCCCAAAGACACCCACCACCCCCUCCCACCACCUCAUACAGCGGCGCGUCACCCCGAGCAUCCAAAUCUUCCUUCCAACCGCCGCAGCCGUCUGUCUCUAGCUCCGCGGUCAUCAACCCCAGAUUGUUCGAGAACUCCCUAGAGGACCGGACGCUGCACCUGGACAACGCCUCCCACCCCCGCUUCUCGGCGCCCUACUCCUCACAGAGACUCAAACCCCGCGGGGACACGGCCAAGCGCUCUAGCGUGUUGACCACCGCAGCGUCAUCAUCGUCAGUCACCGCUACACCCAGGGACAGUCUCCACCCGGCGUCAGGUGACGCUAAUUAUAGUAACAGCCAGCAGCAGAGAGGAAACGAGGCACCGAGCGAGGGUCGUCAAGGUCACCCCCCGCCGACCGAGUCUGUUGUGGCAGACAGCCUUGACCUUGGCUUUGAGAAAGACAGUCUAGAGGGGAUCGAGAGCGACGAUAAGGUGAGAGCCGAGAAGGACAGCAAUAACGAAGGUAGGAUAGUCGAUAACGACGACAACAACGCUGCUUUCCGAGCUGACGAAAAGGACGAUACGGCGAACGACAACAACAACAAUAAUAACAACGACAGGCUAAGUCAAGCUGACAACGACGGAAAACGCAGCAACGUUGUCGAGAACGGGGAGAGUGAAAGUGUACCCGACACAGACAGAUCAAAUCCCACCCACAACACAGACACAGCACACGACACUGACACAGCACACGACACAGACACAGCACACGACACUGACAGAACUAAUCCAGCACACAACACACACGCCAAUCUUCCCGAACUUUCGGGUCAGCCUGAGCAACCUCCGACACUAACAAACAACGCAGCAGACGUCAAAACUGCGCCGCCGAUAUCCUCACCACCGCAUCACAACCCCCGGGAUCCGGAGGAGAAUAACCGAGACUUUGUCGUAAAACCGGAUUUUGAAAGACAGCGUUCGAAUUCAGACGAUACCAUCAAAAAUGAGCAGAUCGAUAUUCAGCCAGUGAGCGACCAAGAACAGCGAUUAUCCGCACCCCCGGACGAUUUUCUAGAACCGAAUCCACGACCGCUACCUCAAGCGGGUGACCAGAUUCCGGAAGAACCGGUCGAGUUCGUCUUAAAAUCGGAUCCCCAAAAACAGGGUUCUUCUCGCUACUCGUCGGCGCAGGGGAGCGGCAGGUUUUCCCACCGAGCCCGACACUCGGAAGUGACGUCAGUGACACAAGCCACGCCCCUAGUCACGCCCCUCGGCGUCACCAGCUCAGCGGCCGCACAUCACUCAAACCGGACCACGCCCCUGUCGAGGAAAGUCUACGUGGAGUCUCCGACCUUCACCAGGGAGGAGGAAGACGAGUACCGGUUUGUGAGCAGUCGGCUGGAGGGAGUUGAGGAGGAGGAGGGGGAGGGGCGGGCGGAGACCUACAGAGAGCUCGACAUGGCGGCCAUACAGAGCCAGGGGGGGUUCAGUUCUAUCCCGGCCCCUGGGAGAGGCGCUGCGGCUGGGCCGGAGAAACGUGUGCGCUACAGCGACAUGGAAGGGAGCCGCUACGAGGAUCGGUCUGGGCCUGAUCCGGAUAUGAUCGGUUCUUACAGCAAAGCUGGUGGUGGUGGUGGAGGGGAGAAGCGUGGUACCGGUUAUCCACCGCGCGGCGCCGACUCGUAUGGUGGAGCCCCCCGGCAGAACCCGGCCGCCUACCCCAACGACCGCUACAACAGCUGGGAGGCCGCCGACAAGGAAAAUGUUCCGGAUCGGUACCCAGAAGAUCCGAGGAACCGGAGGAACUACGGAUACGGUUCCGGUCAGCCCCAUGAACAGCAAUACGGUGGGGGGUAUAAUAAUGUGAACCCGGCUGCACAACAGCAACAGCGACAACAGCAACAGCAGCAACAGCAACAACAGCAGUACGGAGACGGCAACCCUCAGGGGUAUGCCGCGCAGCAGUCAUACUCCAAUCAACAACAACAACAACAGAGGCAACCACCGCCUCAGUACGGACAACAACCGCCACCACAACAACAACAACCACAACAACAACAGCAGCAACAGCCGGCGGUGAAGGGCCUCUCCCUCCCCACAGGCCCCUCCUACGACCCGGCCGACGAGGAAGACCUACAGAGAGAGACCACGUACCAGAUGGGGCUCCGCACGCGCAUACAGGACGCUCACAGACGCGCACAGGAGGUGCACAUACCCCGCCUCACCCUGGACCAAGACACGCGCGCCGGUCAAGGUCAGGGUCAGGGUCAAUAUCGUCAACCACCACAACAGCAGCAGUACGCUGCAGGGUCACGUGGUAUGGUGUCGAUGGACUUCGCCCAAGACUCUCUCGACUACGGAGGAGGAGGAGGAGGAGGAGGAGGAGGUGAGGUUCUUGGGUUCGGUGAGUAUUAUGACGAUAACAAUUACAACAACGAUAACAACGAUGUUGAUGAUGACGGGGCGACUUUGACGACGGGCAGACAGACGUACGUCUACCCACGCGACUCUCUCGACGUCUACCGACAGCCUCAGCCUCAACAGUAUCAUCAGCACCAACAGCAGUAUCAGCAGCCGCAGCAGUAUCAGCCAGCCAGCAGUAGGUUGGACAACGUUCAGUUUGACAGCCAGGACUACUCGGACUACGAAGACAUCCGGCAGCCCCGCGUCAACCCCCAGGUACAACCCCGCUUUUACAACCCGCUCUACGACCGCGGGCCGGAGUCGCUGCAACAGCAACAACAACCACAACAACAACAACAGCAACAGUAUCAUCAACAGCAACAACAGGGCGGGAAUUUUGACACGGCCAGAAGUAACGCGGACGAAUCUUUCCGUGGAGACUUCCCGAUGGAAGCAGCGAACCCCAGCCCGCCGAAGUACGACUACGUGACACACAACAAGGAAGACUACGGCAAAAAGCCGGAGAAAAGCUACGCCGCCCUGCACAACAUCCACAAGGAGGAGAAGGAGAGAGCGCAGGAUCUGUUUAUCCAACCCAAGCCCAAGGGGAAGGGGGGAGGUAUCCUGAAGAACAAGAAGCAGCGAAGCGAACCCACCAGCAGAGAGGGGUCUGAGGCAGGAGACUACUACCCUGGGCCUCAGGGGCAGAGGUUCGGACCCCAGGAGGAGGUGGUGGCGGAGGAGGAGGGGAUGAGUGCUGCUGAACAG